Paramormyrops kingsleyae is the source of this 1643-nucleotide messenger RNA. RefSeq lists its product as uncharacterized. The record is from RefSeq and is a predicted model, not a curated record. Lineage: Eukaryota; Metazoa; Chordata; Actinopteri; Osteoglossiformes; Mormyridae.
AUGUGAAAUCCUGUUCUAUCUCACCUCACGCUCACUCCCUGCAGAGACCGAUACCUGGAAGCUGAUUUUUUUUUGGGGGGGGGGAGUCCAGAAAGAGUUGGUCACCAGGUCAAGCUUUUUGAUUCUGAUCCACCCUGGCAUUCCUGCAGCAUAUUGAUUCACACUUGUCUCGGGUCAGGACCAAACGGUAGUGCCCAGUCUGGUCGCUUCUGAACAUGAAGUUGAAGGCCUGUAGCUGAAGAGAAAAAUACACGAGCUUCUCUGAUCCGAUGUGAAAUGAGGAUGUCUGCUGCCGUAGGUUUUUGGUCGGGUAAAGGACAGCGUGUCUUCAGCUCCACUGUGGAUGGCGGGAAGCUCAAGAAGAGCAAAAGUAAGAAGGUGUUUGAACCCAGGAAGACCUGUAGCCUAGAGGAAUCCCAGCUGGGUGUUCAGGACCUUAGCAAGAAUUCUUCCAAGUUUUUCCCCAGCAGGUCUCUGACAGUGGAGUCAGACUCACACAAUGAGAAGCCAGACGGUUCUUCCACUCGCAAUAGUAUCACAAAGCACAGCAAAACAUUCCACAAGCUGUUUCGAGACAUCUCUGAAAAUGAAAACCUGAUUCAAGCCUUCACCUGUGCCCUACUGAAGGAGGUUCUCUACCAUGGCAAGCUCUAUGUGUCUGAGAACCAUGUGUGUUUCCACUCAUCAGUGCUGCUCAAGGACACCAAGGUGGUGGUUCCGGUGGCUGCAGUGGGGAGUGUGAAGAAGCAGAACACGGCUCUGCUGUUGCCGAACGCUUUGUCCAUUCGAACCAUGGAUGGCGAGAAGUACUUGUUUGUGUCUCUGCGGAACCGGGAAUCCUGCUACAAGCUGGUCUGCUCUGUGUGUCUUCAUUUGGAGACUGGGAGUAACAGCAACAGCCCACAGGUGUCGUCUGCAGAGAACAGCAUUGACAGCAUCCGGGAUGGGCCCCUCAGUCUGUCUGGAGUAGAAGACAAUAUUUUCCCUGUGGAAGAGGAAAACUCCAGUUCCCAACAGGGGUUGACCAGAUUGGACAGAGACACGGUGUCAGAUGGGAGCGAAAGCAGCCGGGAGCAGGAAGUGAGCUCGUCAGAUGACAGCAGAGGUAAUUCCUGGGUUUGGACCAUGACUGAGAGGGUAAAAUCUGCUCUAGUCCAGAGAGAGACCAAUAACUUCAAUGUCCUCGUCUUCAUCUACCUCAUUCUGGUGGUGCUACUCCUGCUGUCUUCGGGGUACAUCGGGCUACGCAUCGUGGCCUUGGAGGAGCAGCUCAGCUCCAUGGGCGCCUUGCCCCAUUUCUCCCUGUCAGAAGAGUACAAGGACACAUAAGGGUUUGGCCUACAGACUCCAGAGGACAUCCCAGGGAAGACCAAAGGACGAUCCAUGGACGAUCACUGGGCCCAGGUCCACAUCUGGAGGACCUGUCCACCAGCUUAGUAAUUUCAGUGGUGUUUGAAAGCGCUUCAGCAGGAACUGACCCCCACCCUACUUGGGCUGAGGUGGGGGUGACAGAGGCCACCACCGGCAGACAGCUGGCCUGUCUGCCCCCUUUUGGCGAACCUGACGUCAUCACCAGCCUCAGUACCAGUGGGCAUUCUGUUGCCAAAAUGGGUUCCUCAAAUAUACAUAUAUUUUUAAACCAA